CACUCGGCUCCGCACUUCGGCUCCGCUCAGAACGCUCGGCUCCGCUCUUCGGCUCCACUCGGCUCCUCGGUUCUCAGCCACUUCGGCUCCACUCGGCUCCGCUCUUCGGCUCUCCUCGGCAGGUUAGCCACCCCACACCUUUUUAGCUCCUCUGCUAACACAGGUGGUGGUGGAGAGAAAACCUCGCACCUGUCCCCGGCUGUCACCUCCACGGUCUCCUGGUAUAAACCCAAAACAAUGUUCCGUUUAAUGACUGACUCUUCCACGCACCAGGGCUGUCUUAAAACACGCAUUACUGCCGCAGCUCACUAAUUGUUGUGGAGGAGGAAACUCAUUUUAUUUUUCUUGGAUUUUUUUUGAGAUUGUUUUUCAUGUUUUGCAAGCUGUGACUUCAAAAAGGGAUUAUUAUUAAUUUUUUUUUAUUUUUAUUUUUUGCAGGGGUGGUGGGGGGGGUUUGCAUACUUCAAAUCCACCAAGGUUACAACAAAAAACAAACAAAAAAAUGUGCAUUUGUGACCAUAUAGUAAUUCACAGUGUGGGACUCUUUCUUUCCUGGAAUGCAACUGUUUUAUUGCAAAAAAAAAAAGUCAGCUGUUGAUUGUUGUUUUUUCAUAGUUAAACCAACCUUGUUUGUUUCCCAGGGAUCUGACAUUAUUGUUUUUUGAACACUGAACACUUUACCUCCACCUCCCACCUCCACCUCCACCUGACAGUGAAGCCCAUUGAUCCAUUAUUGAUUGAGAAGAAAAGCUGAGAGAAGAGAUGUCGGGACAAUCUAUCACGGAUCGGAUCGCAGCAGCCCAGCACAGCAUGACCGGGUCGGCCAUCAGCAAGGCGGUGUGCAAAGCCACCACACAUGAAGUCAGUGGACCCAAGAAAAAACACCUGGAUUAUCUGAUCCACUGCACCAAUGAGAUGAACGUGAGCAUUCCCCAGCUGGCGGACACGCUGUUUGAGCGCACGGCCAACUCCAGCUGGGUGGUGGUCUUCAAAGCCCUGAUCACCACCCACCACCUCAUGAUGUACGGCAACGAGCGUUUCAUCCAGUACCUGGCCUCCAGAAACACCCUGUUUAACCUGAACAACUUCAUGGAUAAAGGAGCCCUGCAAAGUUACGACAUGUCAAUCUUCAUCAGAAGAUACAGCCGUUAUCUGACCGAGAAGGCCAUGUCCUACAGACUGGUGGCUGUGGAUUUCACCAAGAUGAAGAGGGGGAUUGACGGCGUGAUGCGCACCAUGAACACAGAGAAGCUGAUCAAGACGCUGCCCAUCAUUCAGAACCAGCUGGAUGCUCUGCUGGAUUUCCAGGCUAACCCUAAUGAGCUGACCAACGGAGUGAUCAACGCAGCCUUCAUGCUGCUCUUUAAAGACUCCAUAAGGCUGUUUGCUGCUUACAAUGAAGGGGUCAUCAACCUAUUGGAGAAAUACUUUGACAUGAAGAAGACCCAGUGCAAAGACGCUCUGGACAUCUACAAGAAAUUCCUUUACAGGAUGACGAAGCUCUCAGAGUUCCUCAAAGUGGCUGAGCAAGUUGGAAUAGAUCAGGGUGACAUCCCAGAUCUCUCACAGGCCCCCAGCAGCCUCCUGGAGGCUUUGGAGCAGCACUUGGCCUCUCUGGAGGGCAAGAAGACAAAGGAGCUGAACGCAGACACCAGAGCGUCCACCCUUUCCAGCGCCGUCUCAUCUCUGUCCACCACCGGCAUGUCCUUCAGCCGCAUGGACGAGAAGGAGAAGCAGCAGGCUCUGGAGGAGGAACAGGCCAGACUGCAGGCUCUUAAGGACCUGCGCCUGAAGGAGAUGGGCAUGCAGACUCCGCCCUCUGCCUCCCCGAGCAGCCAGUCGAUAGGCGGCGCCAUCAACAACAACAACCACAUCAUACACACCCCGGAGUUGUUCACCUCCACAAUGUCUGCCAACAGUGUGCCCAAUCUGAACAGUGACCUGUUUGAUCUUCAGCCGGCCUUCAUCCCCGCUGUGCAGAGCAAUCCUUCAAUCUCCACCGCCAACAGUGCCUGGGGAGGAUUGGAGAACCAGCCUCUGCAGACCACCGCAGCCAUGACUGUAGAUUUCGAUGCUGUGUUUGGGAAUAAGGCCGCCGCGCCCAGUAACAACGGUCCACAACCUGCAGCCGGUUUCGAUGCUCUAGGAGACCUGUUGAAGCCUACGAUGCCCGCACACACCGCUCCUCUUCCUCCCCCUCAAAUGGCCAUCCAUCACGGAGGAAAGCUGCUAGCCAACGACCUCGACUCCUCUCUGGCCAACCUCGUGGGCAAUCUGCAGUUUGGCGGGACCCCAGCCAAGAAGCCAGAGAUGCAGUGGAACCAGCAGGGAGAGAAGAAGCUGACGGGAGGCCACAACUGGCAGAAUAAGACCAUGUCGACCACACAGUGGGGCCCGGCGCCAAUGGCCCCACAGCCCAUGCCUGUACAACACGUGGCUCCAGCUCCCAUGGCUUUUCCCAUGACCACACCGCAAGUGCCUGUGUAUGGAAUGGUCGCUCCCCAGAUGGGUCAGAUGGGCGGUGUACCCGUGAUGGCUCCUCAGCCGAUGAUGUACAACCAGCCUGUCCUCAGACCCACCAACCCUUUCGCACCGAUGCCCGGAGCCCAGGUCAGCUAUCCUGUACUCGUGCAUUCAUACGCACAGAACGACUGCUUUGCAAAUGAAAAGAUGCAGUUUAUGUAAUCCAGUCAGGGGGAAGCAGAGUGCCAAAAGCGACAAACAAACAAACAAACAAACAAACAGCAGAAGAAAACACACCAGAGGAGCGAUCUGAAGGACGGAGGAAUGAUUUAAUCGAGCUAAAACGACUGAGAAACAGACAGAAGACGAGAUAAACAACCGACACCAAAAAAAACAUUGGAAAGAGGAGGAGAAUAUGACCGAGCAGAGGAUGGAGGGAUGGUGGUGGUUGUUGUCUGAAACAACUCCUUGCAUUUGUGUACGUGUGUGAGUGUGUAGCCUCUUUCUGUUAUAUUGUCCAAUUUGUGUUUUAAAUCAUAUCGAUGGAGUGAUGCUUCAGGAGAGGGAAUAAGGAUGAGAGAGAGAAAGGUUGGAGGAGGAGGAGGCGAUUGAGGAAAUCCUACCUCCUCUGACUGCUGUGAGAGGCUCUGCUGCAGAAUUAGCUUUAUUUCAUACUGGUGCUAAUUUCUGUCCUCUCCGGGUUACCGUCCGCCUGCAACGGCAAUUUGGGAAAAACCCAGGAGAGGACAACCGUUUAAGAGUGUGCGUGGAAGUAUGUGUGCUUUUGCAGAAGUUGUUUCAGACCAUUCCUCCUCUCCAUCCCCCUUUUGUUCGCUGUCCGUGUCCACGAAAUGUUUCCGAUCAGCGAGAGAUCUUCUCAAGCGUGUUUCCCGUCAUUUGUCCCGCUCUGUUGGGGAUAUCUUUGUAUUUUUUCGACCUGUUUUUUCUUCUGCAGCCUCUCCUGAAUGUUAUCGAGGCUUGUACAGCAACCAUUUGUUAAUAAUAGCAUUUUUGUUGUUGUUGUUGUUGUUGUUGUUAUGGGGUUUUUAAGCUUAAGUCUUUGUUACUCAUACUGCGUUGAUUUCUUCUCCUAAAGCUACAGAUACACACAGAGAUAUUUGGGGGUUAGCGGUGCAACGGCGUGCUAGCACGGCGCAAAGUCAUCUGAAAUUGUCUGUGAACCAAAAAGUCCUAAAGCCGGGUCACACCAGAGAGAGGUGAAGCGAAAUUCAUCCGUUCAUCGUUGAAAAAACAUGGUUUUAAAAGCACGGCUACUCCCAAGACUGCUGCAGCUCGAGAGCUAAAUGCUAACAGGCUACUUUCUCUCUAUUUUCUCUGCAUUGCGUUGUUCCCCUGACAUUUUUAUCCUCUGAAUGAUUGAUCAUUUAAUUCACUAAUCCGUUGUUAUCGUUAGCUGCCUGUUAGCUCCUGGUUGUCCUGUGUGUAUCCGUCCCUCUUGUCCUCAUCAGCUCACCAACCAGAUCCAGACGUCACAGGCCUCUAAAUUAAGAGUCCUUUUAUUUUUUAUUAGGUUCACCCUAUUGGCAGAUCCACAUAAUGUGCCGAUGAUUGAAGACAGCAGCACUGAGUGACUGAUUUAAAUGUUACUGAAUUAAUUAGAAUUCACUUUAAAUUGCACUGAAUCAAAGUGAGUGGUUUUUGGCUCCAGCCCUCUCUCCGAUGCUCCAGGAAACAUUUUGGGGAUAUAAAAAUGUGGAGGUUGUGGGGGCGAUUCCUCAGCCAAAGCGUCCGUUACCAUGAGUUUGACUGUUGGUAUAUACGUGUGUGUGCGUAAUGCAUUUUUUUUUAAAAAGUGUGUGUUCAUGUGCGUGCUUACACAUGUUAUGUGUACGUUUAAUUUUUUUCCAUUGAGGGCUAAUGUUCUGAGGGUCGAAUUGUGUCAAAUUUUCGAAGCCAAAUUUGAGCCAGCGAGUUUGACACAAAAAAAUGUUGCUUUGUUAUUGUUUUUUUUAAAAUCAAAAACAAUGUUUUUUGUUGCAAAAUGCACAUGCAAAAAUUUUGCACUGAAGUGACUAUCCUGCCGCAAGUAGAGCUGCUGCCGGGCGUGAACAGAAAGUCGAGGAGGAGAAUCGGGAAGUUUGUAGUAAAUCGUUUGAGGGUUUUACAAUAACAGGUUUGUUCUAAUCUACCAGCCACUUUUGGUAGGCGACUAACAAAAACACAAAGUUUUUCCUGCCAUUCUAACAGCGAACUUGAAAACCUUUUUUUGUAGUCUCAUCGCCAUCCCAAAGUCCAGCGUCCACAUCCUGUAGAAUCUCGCCUCAACUCUGUCUAGUUGUUCUAUCUCUAGAAUGCUUUUUUUAGCCUGCUUCGUCACUGUUUGGUGUAGAUAUGUAAAAAAAAAAAAAACAAUAAUAGUAGUAUUAAUAACCAGUUUCUGUCUAGUUCGUCUGCUCCCACCCAUCGCUGUUGGAUAGAUGUCGCUCUUAGACGCUUCUUGUCGCGGUCUUGUGUUAGCUUAGCCUCUCCUCAUAGUAUCCUGCUUUUAUAGAAGAAGUUUUCCCACCUUGUCCUCUCCUCUGCCGGCGUCUAGUAACUAUAGCUCUAUUAUCUCUCUCUCGGUGUGUCUCUUGUCUUUUUUAGCUGUAGACGAAACCUUUUUUUCGAGAGGCUUUCGUGGUUUCGCUUUGAGCCCGCUCUCUUUUCUUCUCGCUGCUAGCAUCGCUACGGUGUGUGGUUAGAUAAGGUCCUUGCCUUUUUGUUUUGUUUCCCCCCCGUUUCGACAACAUCGGCCAUCUUUCCUUCUCGUUAUGAUGUCAGCAGCCUACAAACAUGUCUCUAAAUUCUAGUUGUGACAAAUGGGAGACUUCUUUUGUUGGCUAAAUGAGGGAAAAGUAAGGUAUUUGUAGUCAGAUUUGGGAAUGCUAGUUGGUUUUAGCAUCUGUUAGCUCAACUAGCUACGUAUGAAGUUUAUUCAAUAGGAGUAAAAUGUAGCAAGGGAAUCCACGUAUCAAUGGGACGAAUAAAAGUUCAGUUCUAAGCCCUGAUUGUAAGAAAACAUGCAGGUUUUCUUUUGUUUUUGUGUCCGGCCAAAACGUCUUCGAAACACUUGAACGUUAAAGUUGCUUUCUAGUAUUUCUGUUGUCCCCGAAAGCAAAACCCCCAUCUGGCUUCCCACUCGGACCCCUUUUCUUAAUGUCCGUCUGUGCUUCGGCACCAGACGUGAGCUGUGAUCACGGCUCUAUAUUUUCACCGGGACAUCUGUCUCACCGUCUCUAAUCUGGUGCUGAUGAAUCGGCACUUCAGAAAAAGAGAGAACGCCGUUAACCAUCCGUGGCGCCGAUCCAGAAUCGGAUCAUCGCCGCCCCCCUGGAUCUUAAAAAAACAAUGAAUCAUGUCGGGGUUUAAACGCAGAGAAUGAUCAUUCCUGAUGUUUUGUAAUUGUUUCUUCAGAAUACAAAAAUGGGUCCGCUUGACUGGACGUCUAAAUCUACAUUUUGUGUUCUUCUUGGUCACAUAUUUUUGCUUUUUUUCUUUCCGUUUUUUUCUGAAAACCUUAAAUUUCUCUGCAUGGAAUCCAGUCCUGCCUGUUGCGAUGAGAUUGUCUUUGUCUGUUGUGUCUCAAGUGGUUUUCAAAAAUGGUCAAAAUGUUUGUGGGAUAAAAGAGAGAGAGCGAGGAGUUUUUUUUGAGUCUCCUAAAUGUUACUUUUGGCUCCUCUCCUUGAUGUAACUGGCGGUAAUUAUCACAGCUUUAUCAUGUUAGGUCAUUUGUUUUAAUGGUUUUCAUCCAGAUAACGGGGGUUUUAGCCGAGCAUGCAGGCUCUUUUUUUUUUUCAGCUGGGAGUUUACACCAUUUUCUUUGGUCUCUUUUUUUAUGUCUGCUACAAAACCUGGGAUCAGACCCGACAACCUCGUCACUAAGUUCCUCUCCGAUAUAUUGUUUUUUUAACAAGCUGCUACCACCUCUCUCUGCGUUGUUGUAGCAUGAAUCCAGGUGGAGAAGGGUGAACGUUGAUGUCAUGUUUUAAAACAAAUGUCUGUUUCUCUGCUAAGGCCAAGUGUAUCAAACAUUCGGAGCUCCUCUCUCUCUUUGGCGAGCCAUCUCUCUUUCUCUUUGCGGGGUCGGUGAGUGCAUGGUUGUGUCGUUGUUUGUUAACCCCCCCCCCCCCCCCACCCUAAGAAAAAGCAUGAUAUGAAAGUGAUGGUGGUGAUGAUGAAUUUAAAUCCCCUGUUUUAACACUCGCCGUCCACGUCAGGGAUCCGACCGAUGUUUCUUUACGCUGACGAUAAUCGAGCCUCUGUAGCAAAAGAAAGAAACUUUUUUUGUGUGUGUGUGUGUGUGUGGGUGUUACUACACUCGCAGCACAGAUUUGUCCUCGGUUGACGGCGCCAUCUGCAGGUCGCUGCACUCAUAAAACCCCACAAAAAUGAAAACGAACGAUAAAACAAAAAGAGAGAGAGAGAGAGAGGCUGUUUUAACGGAUUAAAUCCCCUUCGUUUUUUGUCAAGUGAGUCGGUGUGUCGAGUCCAAAAGAAUCUCUUGUGCACGUUCUGUUUUUUCUACAUCUGUGUUUUUUGGUAAGAACCCUCGGAUUGCUGCCUCACUAUUCUGUAUAUAAAGAAACGCACCACACACACACACACACACACACACACACACACACACACACACACACACACACACACAGAGCUUAAACACACACUCAUAAUCUGCAACCGCGUUAUAUUUUCAUUUUAUUUUUCUGAACGAUAAAGAUAUUAUUUGCAGCCGUGUAAAGGUUUGAUUCCUCCUCAGUGGGGACGGAUAAACGGACGGCUGCAGACCUCCCUGUACAUCAGGAUCAGCCAUGAAUUCUCAAUGAUGCCAAAUGUUUUUUUUUGAGCAGAGUAAAUCUUUUGAUCUGUCUCCCUCUCUUUCUCCCCCUCUCUCUUCUCUGUCUCUCCCUCCUUUCCCCCCCCAUCUCUUUGUACAUUUUUUUUCUAUUUAUUUAAAGCAGAAAUAUAUGGAUUGUAUCAAGCAUGGAAAGGCAAACAAAAAUGUUACAGUUGACAACAAAAAAAAAAAAAAAAUCACAGGCUUUUAUUUUACAGCAGUAUAUUUGUUUAUUCUAGGGAUCUGUUUUCUCUCUCCUUUUUUUGGAAGAAAUAAAAAGUCAUUUUCCA
Anoplopoma fimbria (sablefish) is the source of this 7587-nucleotide messenger RNA. RefSeq names its product phosphatidylinositol-binding clathrin assembly protein. The transcript is spliced from 19 exons. Gene Ontology annotation, cellular component: synaptic vesicle; clathrin-coated pit; clathrin-coated vesicle. Gene Ontology annotation, biological process: clathrin-dependent endocytosis; clathrin coat assembly; synaptic vesicle budding from presynaptic endocytic zone membrane. The record is from RefSeq and is a predicted model, not a curated record. Lineage: Eukaryota; Metazoa; Chordata; Actinopteri; Perciformes; Anoplopomatidae. Gene Ontology annotation, molecular function: SNARE binding; 1-phosphatidylinositol binding; phosphatidylinositol-4,5-bisphosphate binding. Bases 763 to 2685 code for a protein of 640 amino acids.